Messenger RNA from Amborella trichopoda, 1259 nucleotides. Its product is annotated as GRAS family transcription factor family protein. The record is from RefSeq and is a predicted model, not a curated record. NCBI's taxonomy places the organism in Eukaryota, Viridiplantae, Streptophyta, Magnoliopsida, Amborellales, Amborellaceae. Gene Ontology annotation, molecular function: protein binding.
CAUGUAUAAAACGCUCUCUCCCCAUCCAACGGCAUGGCCGGAAAGAAAUGGAAUCCGACCAAAAUUCCGGUCCGUUCUGCCACAUUCCGUUCGAAUCAUCCAAUUGCAGGCUAAAAUUCUGGCCACAUCCUCCUAGUGCAGACGAAAAUUCCAGCGAAAUCUGCCAGAUUCCGGGCGAAAUUCUGCAAUCCAUCCUUCUCCGCCUGCCCUUUUCUGACCUCUUAAUCACCCGCUCCACCUGUAAAUGCUUAGCCGGAGAAAUUUCCGGCCAAGAGUUCCGAUCAUUAUACGACAAAACGUCGCAAGAAAACUGGCUCUAUCUUUACAAGAAGAAACCGCUCAAAACCUCAUCCAUCCUCGCUUACAGCGACAUGUGCCGACGCUGGUUCAAGAUCCCGAUCGCCGGAAUAUUUGCCUCGGCGAUAAAUUCGGGCGAGGACCUCUAUCUGUUGGCCGCUUCGAAAGGGUUUGUGCUCUUUGCCCUAAAUAGAGGAGGCGAAUUAGUCGCAGGCAAUUUGGUGUCCGGCGCCGUGAAAAAGAUCCCGGCGGGCCCACUAGGCCCUCGUCGGACGUGUACGUGGCGGCGCUAUGGCCUUACGAUGGUGGCGGGGACCUCCUCGUUUGAAUUUCUUUUCGCCGAAAGUAUCGGGGGCCAACCCGUUGUUUUCGUUUACAAUUCCGAAACUGAAUCGUGGCGUGUUAUUAUCGCCAAGCCUUUCGGGAACUUUUCGGCAAGAAAACGUGAAAUCCUUAGUGCUUCGCACGUGGGGGAACACAGCACCUUAGUCUCGAUUGACCGGGAAUCGGACAUGGCAUCCAUUCUCCGGCCCAAAUUUGAGGGAAAAAUAUUUUCCGUUUAUGAAACUCAUGUUUUUGGGGAUGGGUGGAUGAUGGUUGUUAAGUCGGAGGGUUUUGGCACGUGUGGCAGGGUUAUGACACACGUUGAGAUUUGGGGGCUGGGUUUGGGAGGAGAGAGGUGGGAAUUAAGGGGGCAGGCGCCUAGAGAGAUGUUAGAGAGAGAAAGUAGGGUUUAUGAUGUGAUGAUGGGGUGUUUGGAGGAGAGAGAAAGUGUUAUUAGGGCAGUGUUGGUGUCUAAUCUGAAGGGCAAAUGGGACAUGGUUUGGGUGUGUUUUGAUAUGAUGAGAGAGAAAUGGGAAUUCAACUUUUUACCCCAAUGUGAUAUGGAGGGUGGAAAUAUUGCUGGGAUUGCCAUUUCCUCUUCACUCCCACUCAUGUCACUCAAUUCUCAAAGAUUUUAG